Messenger RNA from Geodia barretti, 1044 nucleotides. The record is from the annotation of a GenBank genome assembly. NCBI's taxonomy places the organism in Eukaryota, Metazoa, Porifera, Demospongiae, Tetractinellida, Geodiidae.
UUGCUGGACUGGUUGCAGCCCCGAGGCGAGGUGCUGGCGGUUUGUGAAGCGACGGGCGGUUACGAACGCCUGGUGGUGGCAGGGUUGCGCGAGGGUGGAGUGGCGGUGCCUGUCGCCCAUCCCAACCGGGUGCGGGCCGAUGCGCGGGCCGGUGGCUACGAGGCGAAGACCGACGGGUUGGACGCCGUGGUGCUGUCCCGGUAUGGGGAGGCAUUCCAACCGCCAGCGACGUUGGCCCAGGACGCGGAUCGCAUCCGGUUGCAGGACCUGCUGCGCCGGCGGGAGCAGUUGGUGGGUCAACGGACCCAGGAGAAGAACCGGCUGGCCCGGGUACACAACCCGGCAAGCCAGGACUCCAUACGCCGGCACAUCGCGUGGCUGGAUGAGGAGAUCGGGCUGCUGGAUGAGCAAUGCCAGGAACUGCUGAAGCAGAACGCGGAGUUUCAGCGCCAGGUUGAGUGGUAUCGCAGCGUGCCGGGAGUGGGUAUCCAGACCGCAGCGGCGGUGGUGGCCUGGUUGCCGGAGUUGGGCCAGUGCGAGAGCAAUGUCCUGGCCGCGCUGUGCGGCGUCGCGCCGUGGUCACGGGACAGCGGUCAGCAGCGGGGAUACCGGUCCACCCGUGGCGGACGUCGGCCGGGCGAGAAUAUCGAACCGGAGCCCGAGGCAGCGGUGACUAAAGGGCUGCUGACCGCCCUGGGGGUGAUGCUGGUGUGUACCAUAAUCCCCGUGGCGCAAUUCCUGCUGGCUCCCUUCGGACCCUUUCUCGGGGCCUACUUUGGGAUCCGGUCAGUGGACACUGAAGGUUCCGACCCGCUGGUCGCCGCAGCCAAAUUCGGCGCGGCGGUGGGCGCCGUGUCGGGAAUCAUCCUGGUGGUGAUCGCCUUGAUUUUGACAGUGGUCCUGCCGAUGCCGGGAAGGUUCGUGGCCCUGACGUGGAUCGCGGUGGCCGUUUUCGCGACCUACGUGGCUGGGAUGAGCACGUUGGGCGGGUUGUAUCGACUGAUGAAGACGCGAACGGUGCCGGUCGCGGCAGAGGCGAGUUAG